Molecule: messenger RNA, 474 nt
Organism: Podospora anserina S mat+
Lineage: Eukaryota; Fungi; Ascomycota; Sordariomycetes; Sordariales; Podosporaceae
Exons: 3
Coding region: 1-474 (157 amino acids)
Source: RefSeq, a predicted model, not a curated record
AUGAAGUUGCAUAUCUAUUCAAGUGGCAUUGACAUGUCGUUCAAAGUUAUAUAUUUAAGGAACUUCGUGUUCCCAGGUUCCGGUCCUGUUUUUAUCAUCAGCAUCAGCAACACAUCCCAUCAACCGCGUCAGCCAGCUCAACUUUUUACUCACAGCAUCACCACCAGCAAGCUCUUCCAACACAACCUAUCAACACCCAAACCAUCAUCCCUAGCCUCAGCUUUUAAACUUCAACCCAUAACCCAAACCUUCGCAAUGGCUGCCUUCGCUUCUUUCACCACUGAGCCUUGUGUCAACUAUGGCCGCUCCGGCUACAACAAGGGCAACUCCGAGGAUGAUGAGGAGAACAAGUUUAGCAACUUUGGCCGCUCGGGAUACAACAAGGGGAAUGACGAAGACGAGGAGGACAAGUUCCGCAACCAUGGCCGCUCCGGCUACAACAAGGAGAACGACAAGGAAGAGGAUGACAAAUAA